AUGUUGGUGCCACCGGACAUGAUCACCGUGCAGUCGAAGACGAUCUUCCAGAUUAACAAGUACUACGCGGAGAAGGUGCAGGUGCGCAUGGGCAACAUCGCCCUCGUGCUGCGCGAGAUCUGCAAGAUCGUGCAGGAGGUGCUGCGCGAGGUAGAGGUGCAGGAACCGAGGUUCAUCUCCAGCCUGGUGGAGUGCAACGGGCGAUUCGAGGGCCUGGAGGUGAUAUCGCCGACGGCAUUCGAGGUCGUGCUGUACCUCAACCAGAUGGGGGUGUUUAACUUCGUGGACGACGGGUCACUCCCCGGUGCGGCGGUGCUGAAGCUGAGCGACGGCCGCAAACGCUCGAUGUCGCUGUGGGUCGAGUUCAUCACCGCGUCCGGCUACCUGUCCGCCCGGAAGAUCCGGUCCCGGUUCCACACGCUCGUCGCCCAGGCGGUGGAGAAGUGCCCGUACCGGGACAUGGUGAAGCUCGUGCCGGACACGACCGAGGUGAAGCUGCGCAUCCGGGAGCGGUACACCGUCCAGAUAACGCCCGCGUUCAAGUGCACCGGCAUCUGGCCACGGUCGGCCGCCCACUGGCCGAUCCUCAACAUACCCUGGCCGCAUCCCGCGCUCGUCGCGGAGGUGAAGACGGAAGGGUUCGACCUGCUGUCGAAGGAGAGCGUCAUCCUGCAGGGGAAGAACGCGAACGUGGAGGGUGACGCCUGGUUGCUGCACUUCACCGAGGCGGAGAAUCGGUUGCUGCAGGGCGGCUACCGGAAGCGUUGCCUCAGCCUCCUCAAGACGCUGUGCGACCGGCAUCUCGAUCUGCCCGGCGCCCCGAUCGGGUACUACCACCUGAAGACGCUGCUGCUGUACGAGUGCGAGAAGCACCCGCGCGAAACGGAGUGGGAUGCGGGCUGUGUGGCGGAUCGCCUGAACGGGAUCUUUCUGCAGCUGAUCUCCUGCCUGCAGUGUCGCCGGUGUCCGCACUACUUCCUGCCAAGCCUGGACCUGUUCAAGGGCAAAUCGCCGACGGCACUGGACAACGCGUCCAAGCACGUGUGGCGCCUCUGCCGGGACAUACUAACCAGCAGCAAGGCGUUCGAUCGGCUGUAG
This is a messenger RNA of Anopheles marshallii, 1098 nucleotides long. Its product is annotated as protein mab-21-like. The transcript is spliced from 2 exons. The coding region runs from base 1 to 1098 and encodes 365 amino acids. NCBI's taxonomy places the organism in Eukaryota, Metazoa, Arthropoda, Insecta, Diptera, Culicidae. The record is from RefSeq and is a predicted model, not a curated record.